Messenger RNA from Cucurbitaria berberidis CBS 394.84, 3318 nucleotides. RefSeq names its product dDENN domain-containing protein. The coding region runs from base 1 to 3318 and encodes 1105 amino acids. Gene Ontology annotation, biological process: regulation of Rab protein signal transduction. Gene Ontology annotation, cellular component: cytoplasmic vesicle. The transcript has 6 exons. The record is from RefSeq and is a predicted model, not a curated record. Lineage: Eukaryota; Fungi; Ascomycota; Dothideomycetes; Pleosporales; Cucurbitariaceae.
AUGGCACCUGUCCCUCAUUCCUCCACCGACGCCUCGUCCACGCCGCUCGCCGACUAUUUCUUCAUAUCGGGCAUCGAGUCGUCGCAGGUCUACGACGAGCGCACACAGCAGAAUGGCAUAGUCACCUCGCCGCUUGCACAACCACCCGUCGACGAGACCAUCGAGGAAGACCGCGCCCUCGAGACCGACUCGAUUCGCCCAACCUCACAAGAAGGCCUGCCCAAUGGCGACACCACUCGACGGAGAUCGGCAAAUCGCCUGAGUGAGCACAGGCAGUCCAUUGGCACGAUAAUUGGCCCGGAUUCAAAACAAACGGCCAGCAACCGAAGCAGCACCACCAUCAAGGGCGUCCAGCUGGGCGGGUCAGGCCUCAGCGAUUUCGACUUCGACGUCGCCCUGCGCAAGUUUGCUUCUGAGCGGGACAGCUUUCUCGAGGAGAUACAGUUCACAUCUGGGGUGCCACAGCCGAACCGCCCUACGCCCACCAGGCCGCGUCCGAGACCACAGCGUGUAUCGCAGACCAUCAAUGACGAUGGCCUUGGAAAUCUCAGAUCUGGAGUUGGGAGCAUUCGGCGGCGCAUAUCAACUAUGCAGAGCAGCUUGAAGCGACAGCCUUCGGGAGCGCGUCAGUCGUCCAUACGAACGUCGAAACGAAUGUCCGGCUACAACUCUGUGAUUCCGGCACCGCAGCCCUUCCAACCGGAGCCGAAUAUGCAUCCUCUUCUUCGCCGAUAUGAGCCUGUCCUCUUGGAUCGCUACCCUCCGAAGAACAUGGUCGAGGAGCUCAAGCGACGCAACCCCUUCCCCGACUAUGUACCCAUGUUUGCCUUUCCAAACGACGUUAGCGUAGUCUCCUCAGACGAGCGGCCCAAGUCUCAGUGGCAUGGCUUCGCAAUGACCAAUGGCGAUGGCUCCAAGCUUUACGGCAUCUGCCUCAUUGUUUGGUUGCCUCUGAAUGCUACGGCUGCCGAAGGACUCGAGAAUCAAUGUGAGGAGUGGCGGAGAGUGCACAUGAACCCUGAAGAGCGGGAACUAGCAAGCAGUCUGGGAGAGCGUCUGGCACUGGAGCGCGCAAAACUAUCACAACUCCUGACCAAGCUCUCUGCCGUUGCCCCUGAUUCUGAGGAGCGCGAGAACCUGGAAGAUGAGAUUGGAGCUGUGGAAGAGAAGAUUCAACUCAUGACGGAUCUCUUGCGCCCAGUGAGGCACGGCGCGGCUUCCAAGAUUGAAGGCCUCACAGACGGCGAGACUGGCCUCUGGAUUCCACGUGCCUACGGCGUCAUGGGACGUGACGCGGGUCUAACGCCUUUUUGGAAGGAGUGGCUCAAAGCUGUCGUAGUGCCCAUGACAGCGGGUGCAAUCUUGCGUGUUCCUGCAAGUUCACCGCGAGUAGGCAUGUGGCAGCCUCUGGAACGAUACGUGGUCAACCUGUGCGCGGAGGCUCUUAGUCCGAUCACCUCCAUCACUCAGGUCGAAAUAGCAGUCCGUGAGCUCCGCAUGUACGCCCGGCAAGAGGCAGUCAACGAGAUUCCGGGUUCCCGCAACAUCGACAUAUACGCGCUCUUCCGAUGCCUUUCCAUACCCAACAUCGUUACUUUGUUCGAAUUCGUCCUCUCCGAGUCGAGGAUCAUCCUACUUUCCUCUCACACAGCGAUGCUUCAUCUUGCGAGUCUGGCAAUCACGAAUCUGCUAUACCCCUUCCAAUGGGCCGGUGUGUUCAUACCCGUUCUGCCUGCGCGUCUUGUCCAGACGGUCGAAGCGCCUUGCCCCUAUAUUGUGGGAAUCGAACGUAGGUACGAGCCUGCCGACUACCCAGAGGACGAGUAUGUGCUCGUCGACUUGGAUAACGACUCGAUCGUCUCAAACGGUCCUCCGCCUCCAUCACUACCUCGUCAGCAGCGCCGAAAGCUCACAGCCCUGCUCCAGCACUCUGCUCCUCAUCACACACAGUAUGGUGUUCCGACCGGACCUCCUGCCUACGCUGUGGAAGCCUUCCCCAACGAUACUUUUGCAUCCGAGAACUCUGGCGUGUUCACUCACCGUGCCCAUCCUUCCACCGUUCAAACCUACGUUGGCCUGAACUCGACUUCAUUCGGUGCCGUCUCUGGACCUUCCAGCGCACGACCUUUGAUCCAUAAUGCAUUCUUACAGUCGAGUGCUUCGAGUCGUGGAAACGAUAGACCGUCCACAGCAAGUACUGUGAAGACGUUUUCGAAUUCCCCACCGUCUCCCAAAAUAUCGCCAGUAUCAACCGUAUUCCCACCAUUACCUAGUACUCCAAUUUCCCGCAGCGACUCGGGAUACGCACUUCAGGCCAAUCUUCGCGAGAAGCGAUCGUGCCAUUUUGAGACUUCAAGUCGGCGAAGUUCAUCGUUUGGCUUCGAGCGCGUACCGCCGAUGCGGCGUCCCUCUCAGCCUUUUCUUGGUCAUGCGCCGAGCGCGUCGACCUCAUCCCUGAGUCACGAGUUUCAUGCAGCGUCUUCAUACGCGCCAUCCGUGUAUGCCCAGUCAACAUUGGCAGCCUCAACCAUCAUGCCUGGUAUGGCGGUACAGCAAGUGCGCAACACAGCUACCACCCAAUGGCAGGAAGGCCACUGUAUGCAAUGGAGGCCUCAGGAAGACAAGGCUUUAUGCUCCAUCUGCGAAGAGAAGUCUGAUGAUGGGCUCUAUCGUUGCACCGGCUGUACUACGUAUGCCCAUGGUAGGUGUGUGGGCAAUAUCUGUAUCGUCUGUCCCACAGCCUUUCGACCCGAUCAAGUACGUGCAUCAUUUGCGCGAUGCUUCGCUAGCUUGCUGUAUACUUAUCGGCGCUACCUUAUCCCCGCUACGGGUGACCGCAAGAAGGCUGGUAUGGUCUACCAAUUCAAGAUGGACGAGUUUGUAAAGAGCUUGCCGAACGAGCAUGUUCAGUAUAUUACUACGCUACAGCAGACGCAAGCUUUCAAUGAGUUCAUUCACGAGCGUGAGAGCAAGCGCCCGGAUGACCCCACCAUCAAACUUUUUGAUGAAGUCAUUCUUGCGAAGCGCAACCGUGGAAAGUCUUCUUUCUUCUAUAAGUCGAGGGUCGACUUCUUAUCUGAUACGACGGAUCAUCUGUGGCGUACUGCAUCUGCUAACCCACCAAAUUCACGCUUCCCAGGGGAUUACCGCGCUGUCAUCAGCCGAAUCCCCGCAAAGCUCGAUCCUACUCUCAUGAAAGAGCCCCGCGUGAUCCAAGGCGUACCACGUAUUCCCGUAGGGAAAGCACGUCGUAAACCCAUACCCUCGAUGUUAGGACCCAAUGGCAAUUCGAGUCCGCCGCAAAUACGUACAUCAUGA